Asterias rubens (European starfish) is the source of this 2381-nucleotide messenger RNA. RefSeq names its product thiopurine S-methyltransferase-like. Gene Ontology annotation, molecular function: thiopurine S-methyltransferase activity. Bases 276 to 1208 code for a protein of 310 amino acids. The transcript has 7 exons. NCBI's taxonomy places the organism in Eukaryota, Metazoa, Echinodermata, Asteroidea, Forcipulatida, Asteriidae. The record is from RefSeq and is a predicted model, not a curated record.
ACUGCUAAACCAACUUUGCUUUAAAACCGGUGACUGGGGUCCUUGGAUGUCCCAAACGUCAUUUUGUGAUCACUGGUUUUACUGUCUCUCUCUCUCUCUCUCGUGGUAAGGGCCAUAGGAGACUAUCAUUUAGUCACCGCAUCAGAGGAGUCAACAAGAAAUAGCUGCUCAAGUUUGGACCGUACUGAAGACGUUUUAACAGUUCAUAGUUACAAGGAGACUAUACACAACACACGGUUUGAAACCAUCACAGGUUUGAGUUGUUUUGGAUCGCCAUGAGCAAGACGGCAGCCAAGGAAAACGGAAUCUGCAAUGGUGGCGGAGAGGGCGCCACCUGCGCCAAGAGAAUGAAAUUAACAGACACACACAUCAAGGCCAUCUCGAAGAACAACGGCCACUCUAAGGUGAAGCAGAACAGCGCCGCCAUCGUCCAGAGUGAAACAGUGAAGGUGGUUGAGAAUGGACAUCAGAAUAAUGGCUCGGAUUGCGAGAAAGUCACGGUGAAGAAAAACCAAGACGGGGAUAUAUCGACUGGUUACGUCACGGCGCAAGAUUGGAAGAAGAAAUGGGAGAGCGGGAAGACGAGGUUUCAUAAUCAAAAAGUUCACAGAAUGCUCACAAAGCACAUCCAUAGACUCGUAGAAGGAAUGAACGAACCGAGAAUGCUCAUACCACUUUGCGGAAAGACUUUGGAUAUGGUGUGGUUUUUGGAUAGAGGAUACAGCGUCGUGGGAUGUGAAAUCGCUGAACUUGGAGUCAAACAAUUCUUCACAGAGAACGAAAUUGAGUACACGACGGAAACACUUAAGGACACAGACGGGCUUGUAUACAAAGGAAAGGACAAGGAUGUCACAAUCUAUGUGACGGAUUUCUUCACACUGACAAGCGCCCUCAUCGGUCAGUUUGACUGCAUAUGGGACCGAGGCUCAUUGGCCGCAAUCAACCCAGACGACAGAAAAAGAUAUCGUGACGUCAUAUGUGACGUAUUGAAGCCCAGCGGUCGUUAUCUUCUAGAUAUAUUUGAAAUCCCGCACGAUGUCUUUUGUGGUCCGCCACACAACCUCGACCCCGAAGAACUCAAACUGCUCUACGGCGAAUCGUUUGAAAUUGAGCAACUUGAACACGUGGACGCCAUGAACCCUUGGUCUAAAUCAUGGGGUGUUGCUUAUUUCUACGAAAAUGACUUCCUUCUCACCUGGAAGAAGUAGACAGAAGAAGAAAAAGAAGGGGGAGUAGCUGUAUAGUGAACAACUGAAUAUGACUUAAAAAUCAUGUCUUGUUUUGAGAGAGAGAUGGUUGUUAACUCAAAACUUGGCACUGGUCACUUUGGAGUCUGCAGCUUCUUGCGAUGUCACGUUCCCAAUGGACAAGUUCAAGGUCACUAUGGGUGGAUCACCAAACCACUUGGCACCAGACGAGUUAGAGACAAGUGCCUCAUUAUGAUUCUCGUAUAGAUUGAUAUAUCAAAUCCAAAAUGGCCGCCGUGCUGUGUGAACUUUGUUUAUAAAAAUGUAAUUAUUGAUAACAGCAUAGUUAAUGAAUUUGAUGUUUUACUUUUUAACUAAAGUACGGCUUUUUGGCAUAAGCAAAUACAUAUAUGGACCGACUCUGUAAAUUGAGCUCAGCUUUUACCACGCCUGCGGACCCAAGUUUUAUGUUGAUUCUAACAAACAGCAAGAUAUUAUUUAACCAAUCUUAGUGUCACCAGGUAGGGACUGAAAACCCAGUCCAAGGCUCCGUUCUGAGGUGGGAUUCGAACCGAGGUCUUUAGAAAUGCAGCGAAAGAAACCGCUCAGCAAGCCUCGAUCCCCGAUCCCCUUAUUCACAAUGUCGUGAUUUCUCGAUCAAGCCAGUGAGGAUGGAGGGUUGAGACGGAGGUUUCGACGUUUCGAGCAGUGAGCAGUAUAUUCUGCUGAUCUUCAGUAGACUCUCCUCGAUAUGGGCAUCCGAGCGUUCAUUUGGGUAAUUAUAGCUUUUAAGCAAGAAUUUAAAACAAACUUCUGUGAGUGGGAUUCAACUGAUAGAAAUAACCAUCGAUAUUAAAGCUAUUUUUAACAUUGUUAAUAAAGAUUUAAAUAUAUGAUAUUGUACCUAUUAGGCCUUUACCAACAAAUAUGUAAGUUGUACGACGCGCGUGCGCACCAUAAUUACUCAUGGUUGGCAAUUAAUGAGAUAAUGCAAGUUGUGUCAAUCAAUUGUAUCUGGACGCAUUCGUGAACGAAAAAUUAAUAUAAAUUCGUGGGAAAAAAUGUAAUUAGCGAAACCUGUUUGAAAGAAAAGCUUUAGGACACGAAUAGUGACAUUUUUUUGUAGAAAAACAUUUUAAGAAGAAACUAUAAAUAAAUAGUAAACUUGCUGGUACAACCAUGAGUAAAUCUCUU